CAUAUUUGACUUGAUUUUUGCUUGUAAUUGUCGGCUGAAAAUUCUGACAGUGUAUAUUUUUUAGUUCAAGUUAUUAGUUUUACAAAAAAUCUGAAAAAUGCCAGACCAUUUAGGAGAUGAUAUGAGAAAAGUAAAAGAAGCAGACAAGGAGGAACCCGAAAAAGAAAUUAAAUCUUUGGACGAAGGUGAUAUUUAUUUACUAAAAGCGUAUGGUCAAGGCCAAUACACUCAAACAAUCAAAACUAUUGAUGAAGAUAUUCAAACAAUUAUCAAACGAGUAAAUGAAUUGACUGGAAUUAAGGAAUCUGAUACGGGUUUGGCACCACCGGCAUUAUGGGAUUUGGCAGCUGAUAAACAAACACUACAAAAUGAGCAACCCUUACAGGUUGCACGCUGUACAAAAAUUAUUAAUGCUGAUUCAGACGAUCCUAAAUAUAUUAUUAAUGUAAAACAAUUUGCAAAAUUUGUUGUUGAUCUAGCAGAUUCUGUAGCACCAACUGAUAUCGAAGAAGGAAUGCGUGUUGGUGUUGAUCGUAACAAAUAUCAAAUUCAUAUUCCAUUACCACCGAAAAUCGAUCCAACAGUAACGAUGAUGCAAGUUGAAGAAAAACCAGAUGUUACAUACAGUGAUGUGGGCGGAUGUAAAGAACAAAUCGAUAAACUUCGUGAAGUUGUUGAAACUCCAUUGUUACAUCCAGAGAAAUUUGUAAAACUUGGUAUUGAACCACCAAAAGGUGUGUUGUUGUUUGGACCACCCGGUACAGGAAAAACAUUGUGCGCACGUGCUGUAGCAAAUCGUACAGAUGCAUGUUUCAUUCGUGUUAUUGGAUCAGAAUUGGUACAAAAGUACGUCGGAGAAGGUGCUCGUAUGGUGCGUGAACUAUUCGAAAUGGCACGAUCCAAGAAAGCAUGUUUAAUAUUCUUCGAUGAAAUUGAUGCGAUUGGUGGAGCCCGAUUCGAUGAUGGAGCUGGGGGCGAUAAUGAAGUACAACGUACUAUGUUAGAAUUAAUCAACCAAUUAGAUGGUUUUGAUCCGCGUGGUAACAUCAAAGUUUUGAUGGCAACAAAUCGACCUGAUACAUUAGAUCCAGCCUUAAUGCGACCCGGACGUUUAGAUCGUAAAGUUGAAUUUGGUUUACCAGAUUUAGAGGGACGUACGCAUAUAUUUAAAAUUCAUGCUCGUUCAAUGUCAGUCGAACGUGACAUUCGAUUUGAGUUGUUAGCACGUUUGUGCCCAAAUAGUACUGGUGCUGAAAUUCGAUCUGUGUGUACUGAAGCGGGAAUGUUUGCAAUUCGUGCACGUCGAAAAGUUGCUACUGAAAAAGAUUUCUUAGAAGCUGUAAACAAAGUCAUUAAAUCGUACGCUAAAUUUUCAGCUACUCCACGAUAUAUGACUUAUAAUUAGAUUUUAAGGAUUAAUUUACUAAUAAAAAAUUUAUUGUAACACU
Molecule: messenger RNA, 1448 nt
Organism: Chrysoperla carnea
Lineage: Eukaryota; Metazoa; Arthropoda; Insecta; Neuroptera; Chrysopidae
Gene: Rpt1
Product: 26S proteasome regulatory subunit 7
Exons: 5
Coding region: 98-1405 (435 amino acids)
Biological process (GO): proteasome-mediated ubiquitin-dependent protein catabolic process
Cellular component (GO): proteasome regulatory particle, base subcomplex
Molecular function (GO): proteasome-activating activity; ATP hydrolysis activity; ATP binding
Source: RefSeq, a predicted model, not a curated record